GAGCCAGUCAGCAGCAGGUAAACAAACCUAUCUGCCUGGGACGAGGAGCCAAACAAAGCGUAUGCAGUGUCGUUGCAUUUUUAAUGGCGGUGAAGAUGACAGACGAAAAAGAGGUGCGUCUGCCUUGAAGAAAAAACAAUCGUUGAAUUGUUAGUGAAGCAGAGAAGCGGCUCGACAUCAGUGUGAGGACCAGUUAAACCUGCAGUGGAGACCCGACUGUCGACAUCUGCGCAAUGAUGCAUUGCACCACUUCUGAGAAAAAAUGUGUUUUUAACCUCAUUCUCGUAAUGGAGCAUCUUAUCCGAGAUGUCGGUUGGGUCCUUUAGCUAACGUGUCAUUUAACGGUGCUGGACUGAAAACAACAUCCCACCUGGCUACAGUCAACAUGGGCCCUAUCAUGCAGGAACGCACAGCAUCCACGACACUGAAACGCGUCGUCUCCAAAGAGAAGAUUCGGGUAAAAAACACAGAAAAUAGCGUACCUGUUACCAGUUCAAAGAAAGGUAACAAGAUGAAGAAAGCAGUGGGCCAAAUGAAAUCUGGUCUCCCAGGACCGGGUCAGGAUAAGGACACAGUGAUGGCUGUGCAGAAGGGUGCCCAAUCAAAGGGUGGAAGAUUUAAAUCUGGCAUUUCCCGCAACACAAGCAAACUCUCCAGCCCAGAAGAAGGAGAUUUGAGAACUCAACGUUGCAAACCCUCAUCUGUGCAUAGGAAAGAGGAUAAACGAGAAAAUCAACAGAUGUCAUUGUGUGGCAGUGAGUUACAGCUGAACCGUGGGGGGAUGGGGAAAAAUCGCAGAGCCCUCUCCCUGCCCCUCUCCCCAAUAUCAGGGUUACGACACAUGCCCUCACACCCUCUAACACACUCCCCCGCUCCCACCCCAGAGGCACUACAACAGCACUACAACCAGAAAGAUGAUGACACCGACAGCGCCAGUGAUCUGUCAGACUCUGAGAGGUUGCCAGUGCUGCCUUCUCCUUGUACGCCCUGUACUCCUCCACACCUCAACCUGCGAGCUGAGGUCAUCAACACUAAUGACUUUCCCCCAGACUUCCCGGGACCCUGUGGCAUUGUUGGUGAUGAAGAUGAGACUGACAAACCCAGCUACAGUUACCCAGACUUUCUGCCUCCUCCCUUCAACAGCUGGAGCCUGAGACAGCUGGCAGUGUUUCUUCAUACAGAGGGCCGUGGUGCCCCCAGGCCCAAACCUGUAGGGCUGUUGGAGAAGUAUCUGGAGAGGCUGCUGCAACUGGAGUGGCUCCAGAUCCAGACAGUGCAGGCAGAGAGUAAUCGUCCUGCAGGAAGUCGUCUAAGGCCACAGGCCUUCCUCUCUGCCACCACAGCUCACUCACCCAGGCCUCACACAGCGCCACCGUCCCGUCUCAACUCCCCUAAAGGGUUACGGCAGAGCCAGCGAGCCUUUCCAUUUACACCUGUUAACAACCCACCAUCUCCUGCAUCCACCCAGCACCAGCUUUCACGCUUUCCAGUUUGUCCUCACUGUAACAUUCGCUACCCAAUGUGCAACGGAAGCUGCGCCGCUUACGCCUACCAGCGGCACUCACGACUAAGCCCACUGCUUGAGCGCAGAGCCAGGGCUGGGGCACCAGCAAAGCGGAGCAGCAGCGAGACCCGGGCACCUUCCACUGAUGGAAAGAACCCAGCAGGACAAGGUGGGGGUGGAGGAGGAGGAGGAGGAGGAACCCAGACCGCAGUGAGCCCUUCAGCUGGAAGGAGUCACCUCAGGCACAUGCAGGCCACUGGCAAUGCUCGAAAGCAACCCCAGGAAUCUGGGACUAACCCAAACUGUAGAGGUCAGGUUAGGAAAAGCCGCGUCAGAGCCAACUCUGAGACAGAUGUCAAAAAAGAGCCUGGUGACGUUAAAUCAGCCAUCACAGAUAAACGUGUUUUUGCUGCAAGUAAGAGAGAGGUCGUCACCUCUAAGAGGGUAGAAAAGGACUGGCAGACAACGGAAGGAGCCGGUCACGCCACUAAAACUUCCAUGAAAAGAGCUGCUAAAGAGCCACAGUUGCUCACCAAGGCACCGCUUACCAGUAAACAGAAUGGUAAAAUGAAAAAUGUGCAUUUUGUUGCAAAGUAGCCUACAGUAUAUAAAUCUUCAGUACAGUGCUUUACCUUGUGCUUACUUGACACAGGAGCUUGAAACUAUGCUUGCUUUCUAUGUAAUCUGUGUACUACUAACAUCUAAGUCUAAAUCAGCCUGUGGUGUGCUGCCUUCAAAAGGUCAAAACUAUCAGAGUUUGAGUAGCUAGAAUAAAACAACAUAUGACAUAAUAACAGAAUUGAACACAGAAUUUAAUUUAAAAUAUACACUAAUAAUAUGAUUUAGUUGUGUUUUGACCAAAAGUUCGUGAUAACCCUUAACUCUACUAAGAUUCUUAAAACACAGCUUUCAUGUUGCAUUGCACUAAUCUCUCAAUGUACUACCAGUGUUGACACAGGUGUAAAAUAAGCAUCUACUGUACUGUUGGACAGCUUUUAGCAUUUCUAAUCCAUAGUGAUGUUUCACACAGGUCAUCACAUUUCAUUCAUCAAAUGAGACCAUACAGUUUUUGAUGUAGGAAUGUAUUUGUAUUUGAUGCUCUUACUUGAUGUUGCUCUUUAUUUUGUUAUUUUUGUGCCUCAUGUUUUCAGAUGGGUUUUUUUCAAUUUAAGCAUCUUUGGCUGAAAAGGAGGAGGUGCAAUAAGUGGUAUGUACUGCAGUAACGUAAUUUGUUUAUGAUAUAUUUGUACUUUGGUUUUACUUUUUUGUUACAAGGGCUUUUCCUGCUUGAACAGCUUGAAUUGUAGUCUUGAGAAUGAACUGUAUUUUGCAUAGAGCUGAGCUCUUUAUCUCAUUGGAGAAGAUGGUGUGAUGUUUGCUACGGAUGUAAAAGCAUAUUUUUCCAAAUUUUAUAUACCAUAGUUCUAUUUAUGAAGAGUGUUGCAGUUGACUUUUAUUCAUCACUGUCAUUAUUAUGUUUACAUUGUCAUGCACAGAAAGAAAAAAUAAGAUUUUUAGUAAUAGAACUGAAUGUCAUGUCAUCUCUAUUAAUGCUGUACCUUUCGGCCAUUUGCAGGAUUCAUGAAAACUUAAAUACAUUCAUAAGUGAUGAGCUAGUUCAACACUUGAAGUCGUUAGAACACUGUGUACAUUGGAGCGUCUUAUGUGUUUCUUGUGGUUUACCAUGUGCAAAUGAUUGAUGGGAACAUUUCAUCAGUGUAAAUGGUGUCUUACUGAGAUUGCCUCUCUUUACUUAAUACUUAUGUGCAGCAUCAAAGCCAUAGAUAAAGGUCCAGGAGUGGCAACGUUAUUAUUGAAGUGUACAUUGUGGUGACACACACACGCAAAAAGUUUGUGGUAUGUAUUUUCUCAGUGUUGAAUGCAAGUAUUUGUAAGGCACAGAAAUAAAUGUUUUGAACACAA
Messenger RNA from Solea senegalensis (Senegalese sole), 3427 nucleotides. It is a transcript of the gene fam217ba, whose product is annotated as family with sequence similarity 217 member Ba. The coding region runs from base 386 to 2101 and encodes 571 amino acids. The record is from RefSeq and is a predicted model, not a curated record. The transcript has 4 exons. Lineage: Eukaryota; Metazoa; Chordata; Actinopteri; Pleuronectiformes; Soleidae.